AUGGUAGACCAGUCAACGAUCCCCUUAGCUGAUCAAGGAUACCAUACACCAGCUCCAAUUGAUCUGUUGUUAGGCUCGGAUAUCCUCGGACAGGUUUUAGAUGGGACUAAAGUCUCAUUGGGGCCCGGCAGGCCAAUAGCCUUCGGCACGAUAUUUGAUUUUGCAUUGUUAGGACCCAUACACGAUUUGUAUACUGCUCCUGUAAGCAAAACUGAAUCGGCUCACAUUGUCAGCGCACAACCAGAACUCGAGGUAUCUACACAUGAUAUUCGUAAGAGCCUUGAGAAGUUCUGGGAAUCUGAAGAGCCCCAACUUCAUGUUGAAACUACCCCUUUGCAAGAUCAGUGUGAAGAAAUAUUCCGCACUACCACUACUCGUAAACCCUCAGGUCAAUAUACGGUAACAUUACCCUUUUUACAUAAUAUGCCCGAGUUAGGAAGUACCCAUGCCAUAGCAUUGCGUAGAUUUCUUAAUCUUGAAAAGAAGUUACAAGCUGACCCAUAUCUCCGUGUGAAAUACAUUGGCUUCAUGGCAGAUUAUCAGAAGCUGGGUCACAUGUCCCCAUGCCACCCGAGUACUUUUGCUCAUAAACCUCACUUCUAUAUCCCUCAUCAUGGCAUCUUCAAGUCGGGAUCAGACAAGCUACGCACUGUUUUUGAUGGUAGCUGUAAAAGCUCAAAUGGUGUCAACCUAAAUGACUGUUUACACACUGGUCCAGCUCUUCAACAGGACAUUGUCGAUAUUAUCUUGUCGUUUAGAACUCAUCCCGUAGUUUUCAGCACUGACAUUUGUAUGAUGUUCAGAAACAUACUCAUACAUCCCGAUCAGAGGCGUUACCAGCUCAUUCUCUGGCGCUCUUCGCCAGAUCAGCCCCUGCGUACAUAUGCCUUAAACACUGUUACAUACGGGUUAAGAUCAAGCCCAUAUCAUGCUAUACGCACUUUAAUCCAAUUAGCGGAUGAUGAAGGUCAUCGCUAUCCUGCAGCUGCUCAAGUGCUGCGCAAGUCCAUAUUCGUCGAUGAUAUUCUCACUGGUCACGAUUCUGUAGUAAAGGCUCAAGCUCUCCAAAACGACUUGAUUAACUUACUAGCCUUAGGUGGUUUUCAGCUCAGUAAAUGGCCUCAAACUGUCAGCUUCUCAUUAGAAAGAUUUCCGAUGUCAGUGGCAUCCCAAGGACUUUGA
Messenger RNA from Bombyx mandarina (wild silkworm), 1182 nucleotides. RefSeq lists its product as uncharacterized. NCBI's taxonomy places the organism in Eukaryota, Metazoa, Arthropoda, Insecta, Lepidoptera, Bombycidae. The record is from RefSeq and is a predicted model, not a curated record. Gene Ontology annotation, biological process: DNA integration. Gene Ontology annotation, molecular function: nucleic acid binding.